GGUCAAUGUGGAAAAUCAAAUACUGAAAUACGGGUUUACUACUCGUGAGAUUAUUAUUUUGGAAAAUGAUGAUCCUGGAGGAGUGUUUGAAUUUUCUCCCUCUUCCAGAGGUCCCUACAGUGUCAAGGAAGGGGAGUCUGUUGAACUGCAGAUUGUUCGCAGUAGAGGAAGUCUUGUCAGGCAGUUUUUACGUUACACUGUAGAACCAAGAGAAAAUAAUGAGUUUUAUGGAAGCACAGGAGUUCUGGAGUUUAAACCUGGUGAAAGAGAGAUUAUACUUACUCUUCUGACAAGGAUGGAUGGGAUUCCAGAGCUGGAUGAGUUAUAUUCUGUGGUACUCAGUGGCUACAGUGAAAUGCCAGGCAAGUUGGGGAAUGCCACAAGGGUCAAUAUAACCAUUUCGAAGAAUGAUGAUCCACACGGUGUCAUUCAGUUUCUACCUGAUGAACUAUCAAUAACAAUAAACGAAAGUAAAGGAGAAAUCAUCUAUGCUGCUGCUUACAGGGUUGUAAGAAACCAAGGAAACUAUGGCAAUGUUAGUGUGUCCUGGGUUGUUGACCCAGCAUGUACCAAUGACAUCUCUCCAGAACAAGGGACUCUUUUCUUUGAUAAUCUGGAGUUUUCAAAAAAUAUCACCAUUUACUCGCUGCCAGAUGAGGUACCUGAGGAGAUGGAAGUAUUCAUCAUCAGCUUAUUCAAUGCUACCGGUGGAGCCAGGCUGGGCAAUAUAACCAGUGCAAUUUUACAAAUUGCAAGGAAUGAUGAUCCCAUUUAUUUUGCAGAACCUCUGACAGUGAGCGUUAAAGAAGGAAGUGUUGCAAACUUUACAGUCCUAAGGAAUGGAUCUGCUGAUGUUGCUGUUGCUGUCCAGUAUAUUACUGUUAAUGGAGAUGCAACCGCUGAAGAGGGAGACUUUGUUUCCAGUGGAAAGAACAGUAUCAUUUUGUUCAGUGUUGGAGAAAGAGAGCAGAAUUUAUCUGUGUAUAUUAAUGAUGAUGAUACCCCUGAAACUGAUGAAAUAUUUUAUAUCUUCCUUUUGAAUGCUACAGGGGACACCGUUAUCUUUAAGGCUGGAGUGGCUACAGUUAUUAUUGAAGCAAAUGAUGAUCCUAAUGGAAUUUUCUCCUUGGAACCUUUAGAGAAGCCAGUGGAUGAAGGCAAAAGUCUUGAAGCAGAUGCCUAUGACUGUGAAUUAGGUCUUUGUGCUUGUCUGUUUGAUAAUGACUCUGUGCUGAGGCCGGGAGAAGAGUUCUAUGAAACAUAUGGGAGUUUGCACUUCAUGGAUGGUGAGGGAUCAAAGCCAAUAACACUCCAUGCUAUUUCAGAUGGAAUUCCUGAAUUCAAUGAAUUUUAUAUUCUGAAGUUGGUGAAUGCUUCAGGUGGGUCUCCUGGUCCUGGUGGUCAGCUAUCUGAAGCAAACCUUGCUGUAACUGUGAUGAUCCCAUUCAAUGAUGACCCUUUUGGAGUCUUUGUUAUAGAUCCAGAGAGCCAGGACAGAGAGAUUGUGGAAGAUGUUCUGUCUGAAGAUGAUCUUUCCUAUAUUACAGACUUCACCAUCUGGAGAGAACAAGGCACCUUUGGUGUUGUCCGAUUAGGUUGGGAAAUACUGUCUAGUACAUUCCAAGCUGGACUACCAUCAAUGGUAGACUUCUUGUUGCUGGGAUCGUUUCCAAAUUCAGUACAAUCCCAGCCUCAGAUGAGGCGCCGUCACAGUGGAACAGAUGCUUUGUAUUUCAGUGGAGAAGAGGAUGCAUUUGGGACUAUUGGUCCGGAAUACCCAUACAAUGGAAAUACUGCAGUAACCAACUUUACAUUUUCGGUGUGGUUAAUUCCUAAUGUCAGUACUGAUGGUUUUAUACUUGAAAAGGAUGAUGGUAAUGGAACCUUAUAUUACGGCGUGAAAAUCCAAACGAAUGAUUCUCAUGUUUCUGCUAUCCUUCAUUAUACAGCAUUAGGAUCCAAUAUGACAUAUAUGGCUAAAGUAGCAGUUUUGAAAUAUCUGGAUGGAAAUACUUGGCUUCACCUUCUGAUUACUCUGGAUGAAAGUAUAAUUGAAUUUUAUAUGGAUGGAAUUCCUGUUCUGGAAGGAAUUAAAAGCCUUAAAGGAGAAGCAAUUACUGAUGGUCCAGGAAUAGUCAGAAUUGGAGCAGGAAUCAAUGGCAGCAGUAGGUACACAGGGGUAAUGCAGGACAUGAGGCUUUAUGAGCGUAAAUUGACACGAGCAGAAAUCUACGAACUCCAUGCAACUCCUGCAAAAAGUGAUGUCCACCCUGUCUCUGGAUACUUGGAGUAUCAGCAAGGAGAAACCAAUAAAUCAUUCAUUGUGUCUGCGAAGGAUGACAAAGAGGAAGAAGGAGAGGAGUUGUUCAUCCUAAAGCUAAUUUCUGUGCGUGGUGGAGCUCGAAUUUCACAAGAAAAUAUCACAGCAAGAUUAAGAAUACAGAAAAGUGAUAAUGCUAAUGGUUUAUUUGGCUUCACUGGAGCAUGUAUUCCUGAGACUGCUGAUGAAGGUUCCACUAUAUCCUGUGUUGUGGAGCGUACAAGGGGAGCCCUAGACUAUGUGCACAUAAAUUACAUUAUCUCACAGGUUGAUUCCACUGGCGUUAAUUACUCUGUUACCGAUUUUUCUAACAGCAGUGGCACUAUCACAUUCCUUCCUUGGCAGAGAUCAGAGGUCUUAAAUUUGCAUGUUAUUGAUGAUGAGAUUCCGGAGUUAAAUGAAUAUUUCCGUGUGACGUUAGUCUCUGCAGUAUCUGGAGAUGGAAAACUAGGUUCAACUCCUACCAGUGGAGCAAGUAUAGAUCCAGAAAAGGAAACGACUGAUAUCAGCAUCAAAGCUAGUGACCACCCAUAUGGUCUACUACAGUUCAUGGUGGGACCGCCUCCUCAGCCAGGUGAUGAAAUGAUUCUGCCAGCUUCUGCUGUGCCCUAUGUUACUGUUAAAGAAGAAGUUGGACAUAUCAGGUUACUGGUAGUUCGUGCACAAGGCCUUCUUGGAACAGUUCUGGUGGAAUACAGAACAGUGCCACUUACAGCUUUCAGUUCUAAAGAUUAUCAGGCUGCUGCGGGCACACUGGAAUUUCAGCCAGGAGAAAGAUACAAGUACAUUAUUGUUAACAUCACUGAUAAUUCUAUUCCGGAAUUAGAAAAAACUUUUAAAGUGGAGCUGUUGAACCCCGAGGGAGGAGUUGCUGAGCUCUUUAGAAAUGAUGGCAGUGGUAGUGGUGAUGGGAACAUCGAUUUCUUCCUUCCAACUGUCCAUCAACAUGCUAGCUUGGGAAUUGCAUCCUGCAUCCUUGUGACUAUUGAGGCUUCUGAUGACGCUCAUGGUGUGUUUGAGUUCAGUGCUGAGUCACUCUCGGUAAAUGGAACUGAGCCUGAGGGUGGAGACAGCAGUAUUGUGCUGCAGGUUGUGAGAACGCAUGGGGCCUUGUCUCAAGUGACACUGCAUUGGAUCAUAGACUGUAAUCUUACCAAAGACCUGAUCACUACAGAUGGGAAUGUAACAUUUGAUGUUGGCCAAGCAAGAGCAAAUAUUACAGUACAGGUUUCUCCUGAUGAAGUUCCUGAGUUGGAUAAGGUGUUUUCAGUUUUGAUCAUCAAUGUCUCUAGUGGUCGUCUUGGAAAUCAUACUAAUGCAACAUUAACUAUUUUAGCUAAUGAUGAUCCAUACGGAGUCAUCAUCUUUUCUGAGAGAAACAGACCUAUAAAAAUUGAGGAAGAAACAAAAAAUAUCUCCCUGACAAUAAUAAGGUGUGGUGGUCUUCUUGGUACAGUAAUGGUAACAUACAGAACUAUGGGCGAUGAUGAGAAGUCACCCUUUCUUCCACCUGAUGUUAUUAGAGCAAUAGAGGGAAAAGAUUACAUACCCAUUACAGGUCACACAAUCUUGGCAGCCAAUCAAAGUGAGGCCACAAUAUCUUUGCCUAUUUUGGAUGACGAUGAUCCUGAGAGGUCAGAAUCUGUUUUUGUGGAGCUAAGCAGUAUUGUUCUCAUCGAGAAGGUGCAGGAUCGGCCAAUUGCAAAUUCUCCUCGACUUGGAUUAUCGGGUGAGACAAUAGCUCAUGUAAUCAUCAAUGCCAAUGAUGAUGCUUUUGGAAUACUUCAGCUUUCAGCUUCAACUGUGCGAGUUGCUGAAAAUUAUGUUGGACCGAUCAUUAACGUGACCAGAACUGGGGGAAUAUUUGCAGAUGUUUCUGUGAAAUUUAAAGCUAUGCCAAUAACUGCAACAGCUGGUGAGGACUACAGUGUAGCCUCAUCAGAUGUCGUCUUACUAGAAGGGGAAACAAGUAAAGCUGUGCCAAUUUACAUAAUUAAUGAUAUCAGUCCUGAAGUUGAGGAGUCAUUUUAUGUUCAGCUGCUGAAUCAAACAACAGGAGGAGCCUUGCUUGGAUCUUUGACUAGGGCAAUCAUAAGUAUUGAGGCUUCUGAUGACCCAUUUGGAUCUUUUGUAUUUCAGAUUACUGAAUUCACUGUGGAGGAGCCAGAAUUUGGAUCGGUAACCAUAAAUCUGCCAAUAAUCCGUAAUGCUGGGACACUCGGUAAUGUUACUGUUCAGUGGGUUGCCACCACUAAUGGACAUCCUGCUGAUGCGGACUUGCAGGUUGCCUUGGGUAAUAUUACUUUUGCCCCUGGGGAGGCCAUUCAGAUGUUGCUGUUGGAAAUCCUGGCUGAUGAUGUUCCAGAAAUAGAAGAAAUUGUCCGUGUAGAAUUAACUCAGGCCUCCAAUGGUGGUGCUAUUGGGUUAGAUGGCGUGGCAAAUAUUAUAAUACCUGCCAAUGAUAAUCCUUAUGGCACAGUUUUCUUUCAUCAAUCCUUAUAUCGAAUUCAGGAGCCACUAGAAAGAAAUUUGAUUGCAAAUAUAACAGUCAGGCGAAGUGGGGGAAGGUUUGGUCAGCUGCAGAUAUUUUACAGCACUUCUGAGACUGAUGUCGUAGCUCUUGCCAUUGAGCAGGGUCAGGAUAUGUUGGCCUGUUACGAGUCUCCUGUACAAGGAAUUCCUGACCAACCAACCAAGACCAAAGUGAAUGUGUCAGCAACAAUUGACCCACUGUAUGCCUGUGCAACUCAGUGCCUAAAAGAACAAGCGUGUUCAGCCUUUACAUUUUCCAGUGCCUCUGAGAUUCCUCUCUGCCUUUGGUGGACAUCAGAGAUCAGCCCACUAACUAACACAUCAGGAUUCUGGACCUACAAGAAAAACAUCACCUGUACAUCUGUUCUCUUUAGCACCCAAGCCACCGCUGGAAGUGAUUAUGAAUCUGUUACAAGACAGUGGGCCAUAAUGCAGGAAGGGGAAGAGUUUGCAAAUCUCACAGUUGUUUUACUUCCUGACAGUCUGCCAGAGUUGGAUGAGAAAUUCACUAUAUCCCUUCUGAAAGUUGAACUAAUGAAUAUCUCAGCCAGCUUAAAAAAUCAACCAACUAUAGGACAGCCAAAUACUUCUACAGUUAUCAUAAUGAAGAAUGGAGAUGCAUUUGGAGUAUUUAAGAUCUGCAGUGUAAGUCCCAAUGCGACAGAGGAAGGUCGGUAUGUUGAAGUAGAAGAACAUCCUCAAACCAAUGUGCAGCUAAUGAUACACAGGACAGAAGGCAGCCUGGGACAGGUGACAGUGGAAUGGCGUGUCAUUGGUGGAACUGCUACCCCAAACUUGGAUUUUCUAGGUGUUGGUGACAUUCUGGUGUUCGCUGAAGGGGAAACAAAGAAGAUGGUCACACUGACCAUUUUAGAUGAUACAGAGCCAGAAGAUAAUGAAAGUAUCAUAAUCAGCCUGGUCUAUACAGAAGGAGGGAGUCGGAUUCUGCCCAGUUUUGACACUGUCACAGUGAUUAUUCUGGCAAGUGACCAUGUGGCAGGAAUUAUUAGCUUCCAGACAGCCUCAAGAUCUGUUAUUGGUCGUGAAG
Molecule: messenger RNA, 5900 nt
Organism: Pterocles gutturalis (yellow-throated sandgrouse)
Lineage: Eukaryota; Metazoa; Chordata; Aves; Pterocliformes; Pteroclidae
Product: G-protein coupled receptor 98-like
Exons: 24
Biological process (GO): negative regulation of adenylate cyclase activity; cell communication
Cellular component (GO): membrane
Molecular function (GO): G protein-coupled receptor activity
Source: RefSeq, a predicted model, not a curated record